AUGGUCCGCAUGCCCGGAACUUCUGAGGCCUCUGGAUUUUACCGUGCGUCCACUGGCGAAGAUGUCAAGAUCAAGCAAGAACCUGGGAUUGAAGUGUCAGCGACGGAGGGAUCGACGCAGACACGCAGAAUCACAAGAUCCUCAGGUCAUCAGAGUGUUAGGAGGGGCUCUGACGAAAUGAAAAUGAAAGUGCAAGAUCGAGAGAUCGAUCUGGAAGAUAAACCUCAACCCCCUCCUAGGGUCCAUUCGGGGGCCACCGCAGAUCGCUCUGCAAAGAGCGAUCUGCUGGAUGAAUAUCCAAUGGUGAAAACCAAAUCGGCGAAAGCCAAACCCUAUAUCGUAGUCGAUAGAUCGCCCGACCUCAAGCCGAAAAGCACAAUCGCGAGAUCGACCACAUCAGAACGAUCCGCGACGAGAUCGAUGGGAUCAGAUGUCAAAGAUCGCCAGAUCGGCCGAACCGUGCAAUCAAAGAUCGGAGCCAAAGAGGAAUACGAUGAAACACCAGAUAAGAUCGCGAUGCCAAAGACGCAAUAUUACUUGAAUGGCCAGUUGAAGACGCUGCUCAAGACGGACCCAGUGUUCAAGAUAUUAAGGCCCAAGGUGAUUGGUCCUCUGGAUAAGCCGAUCUCGGUCCCACUUCACGGGACCAACAAAGUCGACGAGAUCAAUUUGAUUUUGCAGAUGUUGGACGACAUGGGUAUCUGCCCUGACGCUUUUGAUGGAGAUGAACUGCUGAGUUGCAGCUUGGAACAGUUGAAGGACGCGGUGAAUGAGUUUGUAGAGAUCAUGAUAAUGCUGGUGGGCAAAGCGAAUACUCCUGAAGACAAGAUCGGGACGCCCUCGGGCUCGCUCCGUAAACACCCCGCGGGAUCGCCCCGCUACUCCUCGGAUGACUCCGAGAGCGAGUCAGAUGGAUCCAUCAGCAUUCGUCAGAUGUCUCUAGGACCAUCGGGUGGAAGGUUCUUAAAGGACAAGAUCGGACAAGCCAAGAUCGACGCCUAUAAGGGACAAGCCAAGAGCAGCAUGCCGCAGAGAUCGGCCAGUACCCGCACUGGGCUGGAGGAUCAAGAAGAGGGCGAUCUAAGUCGGUACUUCAAUUCAGCCAUGAAGAAGUACGAGGCGGAUCAACGUACAGCUCAGCGAAUGAAUCGACAGCCAAACCGCUACCCAGAUCGACGUACUUUGCUCAAACCUUCACACGAAAGCCUUGACAUGCCGGAUGUGGAGAUGGAGUCGGUGGGGUCGGACACUUACCAACAGAUCCAUCAUGGGACGGAAUACGACCCGGAUGAUUUAUGGAUGCCCGAACCACGGCGCCCUCACGUAGCCGCGACCGGUGUGACUACCGGAGGGGAAAACAUCACGCAAAGGAUCAGAAUCUCAGCGAUUUCUGAGCUGAAAGAAUUCUCAGGGAAGGAUCGGGAAGAAGGCAAAGCGCGAACCUGGAUCGGAAAAGUGAAUUCAGCGUUUAUCCGGGAACAAGCACCGGACGAAGAGAGAUGUCUGGUCUUCGGUAAUCUCGUGGUGGGCCCAGCCCGCUACUGGUACCGACAGCUGAGUAGAUCGACGAGAUUCAAUUGGAAAGAAUUGAUGAGCAGUUUUCUUGUGGAAUAUGCGGGACACGGGAUGUACGCGAGCCAGCAAUAUUACCAUGCAAAGAAACAAUCGGAGGAAGAUCCUUUACAGUACCUGUAUCGGCUUAAUGUGAUGGGAAUGCAGGCGAAGAUACCGGUGAUGACUGGAUUGCCAGCUGCGCGCAAGGAACAUGUCAAUCAUUUCAUUGACACCUUGGACGACCCCGAUCUGUCCAAUCAAUUGUUACUGCUGAAUGUAGAAGACACGGAUGCCAUGCAAAAGACACUGCAUGGAUAUCAACAAGGGAGAUCGCGUCAAGGGAAAGUGAUGAUGGGAUCGUCCAAAUUCAGGCAGAAGGGAACUCCGGGUCCAGCGCUGUCUAAGCCUGCACGAGCGGUGAAGAUGGUCCGUACCGAGGACGUCAGCAGCGAGUCAGGAUCGUACACCUGCGGAUCGGAUUUGGAAGAUCGAUUGAGAUCGAUCCAUGUGGCUGCUACUGCGGAUCGGCGUUCAUCCCCCAAUGACGUUGCAGCAAACGCUAGAUCGGCCGACCCGAACACUCGUCAAGAUUAUCAAGAUCGCAAUAUGCCACUGAAGCCGUGUACUCAUUGUGGAUCGACCAAGCAUAGAGAUCUCGGUUGCUGGAAGCGGCUCACUUGCCAGAAAUGUGGGCGUAAAGGACACCCCUCUGACAAUUGUUUUUUCGUGUGUCGUGCUUGCGGUGAGAUGCACGACCCGGGGAAGUGUCCCAUGGAGGAGUUCUACAACAUGAUCCGUCAGUGGUACGUCCCGAAUAAGCAUGCGGGGAUGCUACCAGAGAAGGCCGAGAAGAUGUUAAACUAG
Peronospora matthiolae is the source of this 2418-nucleotide messenger RNA. Lineage: Eukaryota; Oomycota; Peronosporomycetes; Peronosporales; Peronosporaceae. The record is from the annotation of a GenBank genome assembly.